This is a messenger RNA of Wasmannia auropunctata (little fire ant), 441 nucleotides long. RefSeq lists its product as uncharacterized. NCBI's taxonomy places the organism in Eukaryota, Metazoa, Arthropoda, Insecta, Hymenoptera, Formicidae. The transcript is spliced from 3 exons. The coding region runs from base 1 to 441 and encodes 146 amino acids. The record is from RefSeq and is a predicted model, not a curated record.
AUGUAUUAUGUUGGUGGUACCGAUGUGCUUUUGGGUGCUUACACUUCUGGUGAAGCUAUCAAAAGACUUACUGAUCAUCUGCGUAGCGACUGGGAGAAAUUGGAAAGUGAGGAGGAAUACGAAAUUAUGAAAACUUAUGCCGCGAACUCGAGACUGUUUUGUUUGGCAUUAUGCUUAUAUUAUUACAUAGCUCCUGGUGUAUUUACAUUAAUUAGCGUCGUACCGCACAUUAUGAAUGUCCUAUUACCGCUCAAUAAGUCCCAGCCCAUAAUAAUGUCUUAUGAGGCUUAUUACUUCGUGGACGGCGAAAAAUAUUUCUUCUACAUUUUCUUCCACAUUCUUGUGAGCGUAGAGAUAUGUUUGACGGCGGUGAUCGCGCACGAUAGCAUGAUUGUGGCUUACAUCGAGCACGCAUGCAGCAUCUUCGCUGUGGCUGGGUAA